AGCGAUACAUGUGCAGGGAGAGACUGUGACGCAGCCAUUCCAGAGCGUGAGCCAAAGGCACACAGACAGCACUGAUCCUCCUCCCUAUACUCCACAGGGGCACCCCAGACCCAGAGAAGAACACCUAUCUACAACACACAGCGGCAGCUGAACUUCCAGAGAGGUCCGGCUGUGCAGAUACACACACUGCUCCAUCAGGAGGCUUCCACUCACAAKCUCACACUCUCACUAAGCCUGUCUCCCAGCCAACCACCUGAACCACCUGCUGGAUGUCCACUAUGGAAUCUCCGGGUCAGAAACGAGCCAGCCGCGGUGGGACUGCCACCCCACUCUCCCCAACCCGUAUCUCCCGCCUGCAGGAGAAGGACGACCUGUGCAACCUCAACGACCGGCUGGCCGUCUACAUCGACAAGGUGCGCUCGCUGGAGAUGGAGAAUGCUGGGCUGCGGCUGCGCAUCACCGAGUCCGAGACCGAGAUCAGCCGUGAGGUGACGGGCAUGAAGGCGGCCUAUGAGACGGAGCUUGCCGACGCCCGCAAGACCCUCGACUCGGUGGCCAAGGAGCGRGCCCGACUGCAGCUGGAGCUAGGCAAAGUCAAGGAGGAGUACAAGGAGCUSAAAYUCAGAAAUGGGAAGAAGGAGUCGGACCUGGAGGCAGCUCUGGCCCGGCUGAGGGAUCUAGAGGCUCUGUUGAACUCUAAAGAUGCCUCUCUGUCCACUGCCCUGGGGGAGAAACGCUCUCUAGAUGCUGAGAUCAGGGACCUGAAGGCCCAGCUAGCCAAGCUGGAGACCGGUCUGAGCGAUGCUAAGAAGCAGCUUCAGGAUGAGAUGCUGAGGAGAGUGGACGCUGAGAACCGCCUGCAGACCCUCAAGGAAGAACUGCAGUUCCAGAAGAACAUCUACGGAGAGGAGCUGAGGGAGUCCAAGCGCAGGCACGAGUCUCGCAUGGUGGAGAUUGACAGUGCAGGAACAAAGCAGGAUUAUGAGAGUAAGCUGGCCGAGGCCCUGAUGGAGCUGAGAGCCCAGCAUGAGGAGCAGGUCCGCAUCUACAAGGAGGAGAUCGAAAAGACCUACACCUCCAAGCUGGAGAACGCCCGUCACUCCGCAGACAGGAACAGUACCCUGGUGGGAGCGGCCCACGAGGAGCUGCAGCAGACUCGCGUGCGGAUGGAGGGCAUGUCCUCCCAGCUCAGCCAGCUGCAGAAACAGCUGGCGGCGAGGGAGGCCAGGGUGCGUGAGCUGGAGGAGUCCCUGGCCCGGGAGCGGGACAUGAUGCGCCGGCGCCUGGAGGACAAGGAGAGGGAGAUGGGAGACAUGCGCAUGCGGAUGCAGCAACAGCUGGAUGAAUACCAGGAGCUGCUGGACAUCAAACUGGCCCUGGACAUGGAGAUCAGCGCCUACCGUAAACUGCUGGAGGGAGAGGAGGAGAGACUGCGUCUGUCCCCCAGCCCUCCCCCAACCCGAGUCACCGUGUCCCGUACCACCGGCUCGGGCUCAGCACACACCCAUACCACCCGUACCUCGGGCUCAGGACACAGCCACAGCGCCCGAGUGGUCCAGUCCACCAGCAGCACCCGCAACUCCUCAGGCACGGCCAGCGCCAAGAAGAGACGGCUCAAUGACAACGACAGCGAGACCUCCAGCCUGGCGGGGGGCGCCGUGACGCGUACACGCAUCGCCCAGCAGGCCUCCGCUAGCGGCCGCGUCACCGUGGACGAGGUGGACCUGGAGGGGAAGUACGUCCGCCUCAGCAACAAGGCCAAUGAGGACCAGCUUCUGGGCCACUGGCAGGUGAAGAGACAGGUGGGAACCAGCACCCCCAUCAUCUACAAGUUCCCCCCCAAAUUCAACCUCAAGGCAGGACAAACCGUCACAAUUUGGGCUUCAGGAGCAGGCGGCACCCACAACCCCCCCUCAGACCUGGUGUGGAAGACCCAGAACUCAUGGGGCAGCGGAGACCUGUUCCAAACCACCCUGGUCAGCGCCAAUGGAGAGGAAAUGGCACAGAGGAAAGUUACACGCACCCUGUUCCAGGAAGAUGAUGACGAUGAUGGCAACCACAGUGCGUGCGGUGUGGACAGUGAGUACAACCUGCGGAGCCGCACGGUGGUCUGUGGCUCGUGUGGCCAGCCGUCUGAUAAGAGCUGUGCCACCUCAGGGGUGUCCAGUGGCUCCUGCUCCAUCAGCAGUGGAGGAGGUCUGCCUGAGGGCCUGAUGUCUCCCCUCUUUAUAAUGGGUAGCAACUCACCCAGACAGGGAGGUCCCAGACCGGAGAACUGCUCCAUCAUGUAAAGCCAGGCAGGCACCACCUCACCUGGACAAGUACCUCCCACACCACACAUGGAUGGGAGAUGCCUUUUUUUAAAUUACUUUUUUAUUUCCUUUGUUUCAUAUAUGAUCUGUCUUAUUUUGUAUGACAUAAUCUGCAGGUUAGAUUGCCUUUGGUGUUUGGCAAAGGGCUUAGGAGCUGUGUAUUCACUUCAGAUAUAUGAGCUUGUAUAUUCUAGUUAUUGCAUGUGGGCUGGGCAGAUGCUUUCACUGUUUAGGGCCAUAUCUAGGGAGAGAGGCACAGAAAGCACCUUUAACCAUUACAGUGGACUUUGCUCCAUAGUGGGCUUUUGCGUCAUGUCUAAACUGUCAACACUAAACACGCACAGCAGCAAACCCUGCUAUGAAUCAGUGGACAUGGGGGCUGGAACCAGGGAUCUCUGGCCUGGUAUUCCAAAUACACUACCAUAGAAUGUCCUGAAUAUCACUAAAUGGAGGUGGAGUUAACCCCCCCUGACCGCUAGAGGAUUAUGGGGGUUUGUAUUAGACUGAGCGAUGGGAUUGGUCAUUCUAAAGCCAUAGUUACAAAGAGGAGCUCAAACUUGACACUGCCAUCAAGUGGUUUAUAUUUCUGAACACAAGACAGUAGUUUUUCAUGGAAUGACAUACACACUAUAUUAUUACUCAUGAAACAAUCAGACAACUAUGGUAAUAUGGAUAUAGGUUCCAAAUUGUGACUUGUUUUCACAGGCUUGAAAGAGGUAUGUAGUUGUUAAAGAAAGGAAACCCAAACCAGAUGAGCACACACAUGGGGAAGACAAAGUACUACUGUAUUGUAAAGUUGAGUACGGUCUCGUUUGACCUCUGACCUCACCUUUGUCUUGUAUGACAAAACAGUUAUGCCACGCUUUUUUGUUUACGUAGUUGUACUGUAGGGCAACUCAUCAGAUCUAGACACAAAAAUAUGAUUUGUAGGGAUUCUUUUGCUUUUUGAAUCUGAGAUAAUUGCCAGAUGGAUUAUAGUAAUGUUACUGUAACCUUCUAAUGUUGAUUUUCCAUUUUUAGGUUUGAGGGAAUGGCAGCUUGAGAAAUAGAUGUUCUGGUUUGUCAGACUCUAAAGACAGAAAUUGUCUGAGUUGGAAGUGUGUUGAUUUAAAUGAAAGUACAAUGCUUACCUUCUCGUGACAGUAGUGCAACAAUGUGUACGUUCUGUAACUUUGUUUGUAUCAGGUGUAGUGUCAGAAAGAAUGGGUACAGAUAGAAAGUAAACCUUGGACAAGUAAGCCUGAGCCUGAAUGGCCCGUAGGGGUAGUUGGACUAUAUGGUAUUAUCUGGCCAAAAGUUUACUUUAUUAAUGAACUACACAGUAGGUCAGAAGAGAGUAUUUAACUUGAGAAGGAAACCUAAAUGAAACUUAAACCAUCUAUUCCUCAUAUGAUACCAAUUUUACAUUGACAUUCUCUGUAUUCAUGUAUUGUAGUCUUGAAACUAUUGUCCAGAGGCCUCUCUCCCACUAACGGAUUAUAAUGGCUGUGUUUUUCUGAGCUUAGUGACUUUUCUUUUGGGCAUGUUUAUUCUUUUUUUUGGGGGGGGGGGGGCUUCUUAUUUCUUUACAACUAUGUCAAAAAUGAGCUACAAUCAUCUACAAAGAUUUAUCCACUGCAUAUUAAUAGAGGCAUGUACACUAGUCUGGCAGCCUUUUUAUAGGAUGUAUAAGCAGUAAAGCUUUUCUGAGAAUACUUGAUACUUUUUGAAACAUUUAGUUUUUUUUGUACUUCAUACACAUUUCUAUCACUACCAAUUUGGAGAAAUUUUGAUUAUUCUCACUGCCCCAGACAUACCUUAGAGAAGCUCAAUAAUACUUUUUUACUAGACAUAUAUAUAUAUAUAAUUACUUUUGUCACUUUUCAAUAUUUCUUUUCUCAUCAUGUCUCAAGUGCCUUAUUGAUACCUGCUAGUGAUCAUUGGAAAUUAUGUAUUUUUUUUUGCAUUAUGAGGUGUCGAUUCCAAAGAUAUGCGAUAUUUUGUCUUUAAAGACAAUGGAAUUUAUAGAUUUUACAGAGUAUGUUGGCUAUAGUUGCAUAUUUGUACAGAAAUUGUCCUAUAAUGCUCAAUUGAAUUUGUAAGAAAUGAUUAUACCUAAUAUGGAAAAACCAUGCAAUCCAGGUAGAAUGUAUUAGUGAUGAUUUACCAGCCUUUUCUGUUCGAGAUGACACAAGUAAAAAUAUUUUCCCAACAAAUGCC
This is a messenger RNA of Salvelinus sp. IW2-2015, 4511 nucleotides long. It is a transcript of the gene lmna, whose product is annotated as lamin A. NCBI's taxonomy places the organism in Eukaryota, Metazoa, Chordata, Actinopteri, Salmoniformes, Salmonidae. Gene Ontology annotation, cellular component: nuclear lamina; nuclear envelope. Gene Ontology annotation, biological process: nuclear envelope organization; nuclear migration; heterochromatin formation. Gene Ontology annotation, molecular function: structural constituent of cytoskeleton. The record is from RefSeq and is a predicted model, not a curated record.